UUAACCAGAAAUCAGAAUGACAAUUCAUUUUAGAUGAUGUGAAUGUGAUUCUAAUAUUUGAUUGUAAUUUCGAGCAGUUGCUGAUAUUGUUGUCUAAAUUUAUUACAGAAAUAAAAUAUUAAUUUAAAAUGGCUACGACCCUCGAAGAUAAGUCUAUUUGGGAAGAUGGAGAAGAAGCCCUCAGCGAAGAAGUUCUCCGAAUGCCAACAGACGAGAUUAUCAGUCGGAGCCGAUUGCUAGACAACGAAAUUAAAAUCAUGAAAAGCGAAGUGAUGAGAAUCUCUCACGAACUUCAAGCUCAGAAUGACAAAAUUAAAGAGAACACGGAAAAAAUUAAAGUGAAUAAAACACUUCCUUACCUUGUUUCAAACGUAAUAGAACUGCUCGACGUAGACCCUCAGGAGGAAGAAGAAGAUGGUGCUGUAGUUGACUUAGACUCUCAGAGAAAAGGAAAAUGCGCAGUCAUCAAGACUUCGACUCGUCAGACAUACUUUUUACCAGUUAUUGGCCUGGUGGAUGCAGAUAAACUGAAGCCAGGUGACCUAGUCGGAGUAAACAAAGAUUCGUAUCUUAUUCUUGAGACGUUACCAGCAGAAUAUGAUGCGAGAGUAAAGGCUAUGGAGGUCGACGAGAGACCCACUGAACAGUACUCUGAUAUUGGAGGUUUAGAUAAACAGAUUCAGGAACUGAUAGAAGCUGUAGUACUGCCAAUGACGCACAAAGAGAAAUUUGUCAACCUCGGCAUACAUCCCCCAAAGGGAGUACUUUUGUACGGUCCUCCGGGUACAGGCAAAACCCUGCUGGCCAGAGCGUGCGCAGCUCAGACUAAAUCAACCUUCUUAAAACUGGCUGGACCACAACUUGUUCAGAUGUUUAUUGGUGAUGGAGCAAAACUUGUCCGCGAUGCCUUUGCCCUAGCUAAAGAAAAGGCCCCUGCCAUCAUCUUCAUUGAUGAACUCGAUGCUAUUGGUACCAAGCGUUUCGACUCAGAGAAGGCCGGUGAUCGUGAAGUACAACGUACCAUGUUGGAGCUGCUCAACCAGCUUGAUGGAUUCAGUUCUACUGCUGAUAUAAAGGUCAUAGCUGCUACCAACAGAGUAGACAUUUUGGAUCCCGCUCUCCUGAGAUCAGGUCGUCUGGACAGAAAGAUUGAAUUCCCACACCCUAAUGAAGAAGCUAGAGCCAGAAUUAUGCAGAUUCAUUCCCGAAAAAUGAAUGUGUCUCCGGACGUCAACUUCGAAGAACUUUCCCGUUCUACUGAUGAUUUCAAUGGUGCCCAGUGUAAGGCAGUGUGUGUGGAGGCUGGUAUGAUUGCUCUCCGUAGGUCGGCCACCGCAGUCACACAUGAAGACUUCAUGGACGCCAUAUUGGAAGUACAAGCUAAGAAGAAGGCUAAUCUUAGCUACUAUGCCUAGUUUAACACCUGCUUUAUGUAUAAGUUUUUAAUAAUAAAUAUAUUGUAUUAAAUG
Messenger RNA from Melitaea cinxia (Glanville fritillary), 1469 nucleotides. RefSeq names its product 26S proteasome regulatory subunit 6A-B (gene Rpt5). The coding region runs from base 129 to 1415 and encodes 428 amino acids. NCBI's taxonomy places the organism in Eukaryota, Metazoa, Arthropoda, Insecta, Lepidoptera, Nymphalidae. Gene Ontology annotation, molecular function: ATP binding; ATP hydrolysis activity; proteasome-activating activity. The record is from RefSeq and is a predicted model, not a curated record. Gene Ontology annotation, cellular component: proteasome regulatory particle, base subcomplex. Gene Ontology annotation, biological process: proteasome-mediated ubiquitin-dependent protein catabolic process. The transcript has 5 exons.